Messenger RNA from Penicillium maclennaniae, 654 nucleotides. Its product is annotated as Mic19 family protein. The coding region runs from base 1 to 654 and encodes 217 amino acids. Lineage: Eukaryota; Fungi; Ascomycota; Eurotiomycetes; Eurotiales; Aspergillaceae. The transcript has 3 exons. The record is from RefSeq and is a predicted model, not a curated record.
AUGGGUGCUGGCAGUUCUAAGCCCGAGGCUGCGGGCAGCUCUAGCCAUGUCUUUUCCAGCAACUCUCCCGUCCAGUUCUCCUCCAACCUAGUGGAUGCCCUCCAGUCCACUUCCGAGACUGACUCCUCGCGCACCAAGGCCAUCGAGCUCGAAAUCCAGAAGCGCGUCGCUCUCGAACUCGAGCGCCUCCACCAACGCGAGAAGCAAACUCUCGCCGAGAUCGAGAAGAAACUCUCUGAAGUCAAGAAUACCGACUCUCUCCCUGUGACCUCCGCGACUGCUCCCGUCGCCUCAACCAGCUCCGGCUACCCAAUCGGCUCCCUGAACCUCGAUGCGCCACGAGUCCCCUUCGCCGGACGCGAGCACGAGCCUUCACCCGUCUUCACCGCGCCGGCUCCCGCGCCCCAGGCUGUUUCCAACCGAGAUAUCUCGCGGGAUGCAGUGGCGAGUGAGAUUGAACAGCUGCGCAGCCGGUUGGACGGCCGACGAAAGCUGACGGAAUUGGAUGAGGGUGUUUCAAAGGCAAAGGCUGAUGUUGUUAGUUGCUUGCGGUUGAAUGACCGUCGGCCGUUGGACUGCUGGCAGGAAGUUGAAACGUUUAAGCGCGAGGUUGCGAAGAUGGAGCAGGCUUUUGUGGACCGCAUUGUUGGUUGA